AUGAAGCUCGUUGAGCACUUGCCAGACAAGUACAUAUUGAAACGAUGGCUUGAAAGUGCGAAAAGCAGUGUAAUAUAUGAUAAUAAUCACAAAGAAGUUAACGAUUGCGUUGAUGGUUUUAUUUUGGUUAAGAGUUCGAAAGUUUGCAACGGUGCAAGUGAUUUGAUUGAUUUGGCUUUGUUAUGUGAUGAAGGUUUUGAGUUGCUGGAAAAAUCUUUUGAGGACAUUCGUGGGAAGCUUACAAGGUUGGUGUCAUCAAGAGCUCAUGUCGAAGAACCCAAUGGAGAAGUCGGAACUAGUUAUCCCCAACUCAGAAUCAAAGAUCCACAUCGAGUGAAAGUAAAAGGGCAUGCGAAAAGAGUUAAAGGAGAAAAGGAGAAGGCAGCGCAACGACAUAAACGUCGGUGCACUGAAUGUAGGAAGACUGAUCAUGAUAGACGGAGUUGUCCAAAACUUGCUAGCCCCUCUUCAUCUUUCGACAUAGAACUUGGUGGUCCAGUUGGUGAGAAUUUGCAACCCACUCAGAGCACGCAGGACAGUGAACGUAUUAUGACAGAGUCAUUUAUGCAAGAGUUUGAUUUCAUUUAUGGUCCCGGAGAGAUGAUUUCCUGUGCAGCAGACGGGGUUAUGGCGUCCCAGUCAAUGUCUUUGUGGACAUCUGCAGCCAACCGUCAGAAUUUCUCAAAACCUUCGUUGAAAGCCAUAGAAAUUGCCUGGCCUUGGUUGUUGCCUCCUUUGUGGAUGCUCAAAGAUUUCGGAAUCAUCGGAGUCCCCCUUGCUUGCGAAGGAGGUUGGAAGAGGCAGCGGUGGUGA
This is a messenger RNA of Prunus armeniaca (apricot), 813 nucleotides long. The record is from the annotation of a GenBank genome assembly. NCBI's taxonomy places the organism in Eukaryota, Viridiplantae, Streptophyta, Magnoliopsida, Rosales, Rosaceae.